ACACCUCGCACCCACGCAGCAUGCUCGCCUCGUCGUCACGCCUCAUUGCCGCCUCAGCACGCAGCCUCGCCGCGCCCGUCGCGCCGGGCAACCACAACCUCGGCCUCGUCGCCGCCGCGCUCAUCCCGCCGCUGCCGCUGUACCGCCGCCUGCUGCGCGGCCACCGCAAGUUCCUGCCCGCCGACAUGCGCUCGCUCGGCGACGCCUACGUCAAGGACGAGUUCCGCCGCCACCAGAAGGUCGACCAGCCGCUGCAGAUCGUCGGCUUCAUCAGCCAGUGGGUCGCAUACCUCAACGAGCUCGAGCAGGGCGCCGGCAAGUUUGAGGGCCGUCGCCUCGAACGCGAGCGCUUCGACAAGCUCUCGGACGAGCAGCUCUACCAGCUGCACGAGUUCAUGACUGCGGCCAAGGAGCUCUACGACCCCAACAAGGCUCAGUCUCAGCCGCCGGGCGGCGCGCGUGCCGUGCAGGAGGCCGUGGAUGGUGCACUGCGGCGAGUGCGCGAGGAAGAGGAGGAGGAGGAGGCGGCCCAGAAGAAGAAGCAAUAGAGUGGAUUAGGGCGCG
This is a messenger RNA of Tilletiopsis washingtonensis, 564 nucleotides long. RefSeq names its product ACN9-domain-containing protein. The transcript is spliced from 2 exons. NCBI's taxonomy places the organism in Eukaryota, Fungi, Basidiomycota, Exobasidiomycetes, Entylomatales. The record is from RefSeq and is a predicted model, not a curated record. Gene Ontology annotation, cellular component: mitochondrion; mitochondrial intermembrane space. Gene Ontology annotation, biological process: succinate metabolic process; mitochondrial respiratory chain complex II assembly. Bases 21 to 548 code for a protein of 175 amino acids.